GCCCUCGCCUCGGAGCCGGACGUGGGGGCCGGGGCGGAGGUCGAGGCGGGCGGGGCCGCGAGCGCGGAGAAGUUUGGCGGCGGAGGGGCCGGGUGUCCCGGGGUCGCGAGACAGCGGCGCGGGGGCCAGGGCCAUGGGGGCUGGCGCGGGCUGCUGCGCUGGCGCGGAGGCGGCGUGGCGCGCACAGAGCCCCCCGAGCGGCGCGGACACCGCGGCGCAAAGUUAGGCCGGCGCGCCGGGACGAGCCCCGCAGCCGCUGGCCGCCUCUGGACGCCGCCUCGGCAUGGGCGAGCACCCCAGCCCGAGCCCCGCAGUGGCCGCCUGCGCCGAGGCGGAGCGCAUCGAGGAGCUGGAACCUGAGGCCGAGGAGCGGCCGCCCGCUGCGCCGGAGGACCACUGGAAAGUCCUGUUUGAUCAGUUUGACCCUGGGAACACGGGCUACAUCAGCACAGGCAAGUUCCGGAGCCUUCUGGAGAGCCACAGCUCCAAGCUGGACCCGCACAAAAGGGAAGUGCUCCUGGCUCUCGCCGACAGCCAUGCGGAUGGGCAGAUCUGCUACCAGGAUUUUGUCAACCUGAUGAGCAACAAGCGGUCCAACAGCUUCCGCCAGGCCAUCCUGCAGGGGAACCGCCGGCUCCGAAGCAAGGCCCUGCUGGAGGAGAAAGGGCUGAACCUGUCGCAGCGACUGAUCCGCCACGUGGCCUACGAGACCCUGCCCCGGGAGAUUGACCGCAAGUGGUACUACGACAGCUAUACCUGCUGCCCCCCGCCCUGGUUCAUGAUCACAGUCACACUGCUGGAGAUUGCCUUUUUCCUCUACAAUGGAGUGUCGCUGGACCAAUUUGUGCUGCAGGUAACCCAUCCACGAUACCUGAAGAACUCACUGGUUUACCACCCACGGCUCCGAGCACAGGCUUGGCGCUACCUGACAUACAUCUUCAUGCAUGCAGGGAUAGAACACCUGGGACUCAACGUGGUGCUGCAGCUCCUGGUGGGGGUGCCCUUGGAGAUGGUGCACGGAGCGACUCGCAUUGGGCUUGUCUACGUGGCCGGCGUAGUGGCAGGGUCCUUGGCGGUGUCUGUGGCUGACAUGACCGCGCCAGUCGUGGGCUCCUCCGGAGGGGUGUAUGCGCUCGUCUCUGCCCAUCUGGCCAACAUCGUGAUGAACUGGUCAGGCAUGAAGUGUCAAUUCAAGCUGCUGCGGAUGGCUGUGGCCUUGAUCUGUAUGAGCAUGGAGUUUGGGCGGGCCGUGUGGCUCCGGUUCCACCCGUCAGCCUAUCCCCCGUGCCCUCACCCGAGCUUCGUGGCGCACUUGGGUGGCGUGGCUGUGGGCAUCACCCUGGGCGUGGUGGUCCUGAGGAACUAUGAGCAGAGGCUGCAGGACCAGUCGCUGUGGUGGAUUUUUGUGGCCAUGUACACCAUCUUUGUGCUGUUCGCUAUCUUCUGGAACAUCUUUGCCUACACCCUGCUGGACCUAAAGCUGCCACCGCCCCCGUAAGGAACUGGAGGACCAAGGUCAGGGAGGGGAGUGAGAAGCAGCAUCAGAAAGGAGCACCUGCGUUCUUUUUCUCAUCACCAGCUCAGUGAGGCCGGAGAGAAGAGGACAAGAGACACUGAGCCUCUGUAAUAUUUGGGCUCGGAUUUGGGCAGACAGUGGAGGCUCUUUUUUGAAGGGCACAUGCUGGAGGAGUUGGAUGUGGCUACCUUUGUUCUUCUAGACUGUUCUGAGGACAUCAGGCCAGGGUGAAGGCUGGGGUAGGGUGAGAGUGGCUAUUUUCUUGGGCUGGGCUUGUUCCAUGUGUUCAGGGGUCCCCUCCCUUGUCACAGAUUGGGCAGCAGCCUUCUCCCUCAUCCUCCACCCUGAGAGACCCUGAGAGUGUAAGGAAGGCCCAAGCGUGUAGUAGCCAGGCGGGCCCUUGUCCAGCUCAGAGAUAAUUGCAGGCCAGGAAGUGUUCCCUCUACAGCCAUUGGGUCUGGAGCUCUGGAGUGGAAGAGAGUCUGGUAGUGGACAUAUCGACAUUGGCCUGGGGGAGCCCAGGGUGCUCUCCUGUGCCUGUCGGUGGGCACUGGGGCAUGGCCUCUAGUGCCUGGGGUGGGCGGAGGAGGGAGAUGCUGUAACUCCAGGCCCCACCCUUGCCCUGGGGGUACCCAGUGAGAGGAACCCAAGCAGAAGGGAAUAAACUUAAUCCCAAAUUGCGCCCUGGGGAAGACUUCUCCCUCCCUUUCUCCCAGAAUGCUGAUGUCUCAUACCAGUGCCCCAGCAUCCCAUGCCCUGCCUUAUUUUUAGGGUCUUUUCCUUCUCUUCCAUUGCCCUGACCUGCGUCGUGCCUCGCCUUUGGUUAUGGAGACAGUGUUUUGAUGUGUGUGUAUGUGUCUGUGUGUGUAGUUUGGUGGGUGGAGGUGCCCAUGUGAUGGGAAAGACUGUGAGGAGAGUUGGAGACUGCAGAGCAAUCCUGGGUGAGGCAGUGAGGGUCUGUGGAGGAGUCUAGUGAGAGGAAGGAAGGUGCUGAGAGGUGGAGGGUGUGGUUGCUGAGGAUCCUUGCCUUUAGUAAAGCUUGCGCCUUCUUUCCCAUCCCUGUCCCUUCCAGGCGCACCCCUGAGAAUCACUGACCAGUGGGAGAACCAUCCGUGGUGGAGGGAGACCUCAGCCCUUCCAGGGACCCUCAGGAUGCUGAGGUUUUCCUUGCCUUUGCCAAGUGCUGCCCUUGUUUCCCUCUGGAAUGGCCUUCAUAUCUGAAAAGGUUCUGUUCUGUCUCCCUUAGGACGGAAGGAGCUUUGGGGUGCAAGAGAGUCUGGAGCAGGAAUAUUGAGGCUCUGUGUUCAUUUGAGUUGGGAGAGAGGAGGCUGCACUAAGAGGAAUUCCAGUGUAGGCAGAAAACUGCUUCUAGAGAAGAUUUGUUGGGUGUUUGGAUGAGUGUCAGAGGUGAGGGCAGCCUGUAGAUUCAGAUGCUCAGAGGUCAGAGGGGACUUGGAGAUUAUCGACUCCAUCCCUACCCCCAAGUCACUAGUGGGAAAAUGACCCCCUAGCGGGAGCUGGUGCAGGCCCCAGGGGGAGACUGGGUGGAGGAUGACCUUUGACAAAAUAUGUCAUUCCCUUUAUACUGCUUUUGGAACUCCCAUCCACUGACAGCCCGGAAGGAUGAAGAACCAAGUCUGGGAGGCAGAGGGGCUGCGUUCAUGAGGAAUGAGGGCAGGAGUGUGGGAACUGCCUUCUGCCAGCCACAUGCUCCUCAGAGCCCUCAUGUGCACUGAGGUCCCGAGUCAGCCAGGCCAGGCGUUUGGGGGUCUUGGGCCACUGUGGCUUCCUGUCCCCACUGAUCACAUUAAAUGGGCAGAGUUUCCUACUCAGGGGCACCCCCACUCAGCCCCAGGCUAUGCCAAGCCCUUCCCUGUCUUUGCCCAGUGCUAAAUAGAUUGUCCUGGUCCCCACAUAUGGCCCCUAAAAUGCUGCACUGUGCCAACGCUGUGCUGAGGACUGCCAGCCUGAGGUGGCAUGGGCCCUGACCUUUGGCUGAGUUUUGUCGGUCUGAGGCAUCUUGUCUGUGCCCUGCCAGCCAUUCUCUGCCCUACUGAGAGAAAAGUGUAGCCGGAACAGUCAGCUUCUUAGGAGAGGAGACUCUGAGCUGGAAUGGGGGCCAAGAAGACUUGGGUAAGGAUGGCAAAGGGGGCCUCAGCCAUGGGCUUCAGCCACUGCUAACCCUGAGUGGUGCUGUCCCUCCCUGGAGGAGCAGAGGCACCUGGUGCCCUGCUGGAGGCAGGGCCUCCCUUCCAGAUCCUGUCCUGGCACCUGGGGGUUCUGGGUUGUGGGUGGAGGGAGCAGGGAGCCACCUCUGGGUUUGUCUGGUGUGGCCUGGAGAUGGACCUUCUUCUCUCCGGGGUGAGAAGACUGUGAAGUAGAAGACUCUAGAAAGCCCUCAGAGAAGCACUUAAUUCCCUCAGGACUUCAGAUGGAAGCUUGUUACCGAGGACUGCGUGAGAUGGAAGUCCCAUCUCCCAUCCUGUUAAGUCUGUCCUCUGAGGUCUGGGACAUGCUACGGGAGCCUGUCUACACCUCAGGCCACCAGCCCCAGCUUCUCCCUGUCCAAAAGCAACCCACAAGUUCUUUGUUCUGCUUAAUGCCCAUCUCCACCACCCUCCCCCAACCAUCACUUCUAAGCAGGGCCAUGCAGUGGUGACAAUAGUCACUUCACACAACCCAGGUCUCUAAUCCAGGGCUGGAGACAGCUGUCUGGUAAGAAAGGGUUUACAUUUUGGUGUCUGGCUUUCUCCUCAGCAGGUCCCUUUGUCCCGUGUUCCCAGCAGCAUGUCCCCAUCAUACUUCCCUCCUCGUCCAAUAUGGCCGCCUAGCCAGUGUGCCGGGAAGCAGAGGGUGGUGUGAAUCUUCAGGCUGUUGGGGGAGGUCUGCCUUUCAUCCACGGGAUGUAGAAACUGAAAGCUGGGGAUUCCCCAAACAGCAGCUAUAGAUUCCCUCAAUGGUUAAAUGGAAGAGGAAUCACAGAAACUGGGGAAAGGAAAACAAACCUUCAAAGGAGAAAUUUCCCUUUAAUGACACCAUUAAUCAUUCGUUUUUUAAUUAGGAAAAGCUCCCUAAUGGGGCACUUUUGCCAGCUAAUAGGACUCUCAAUUUCCAUGAGAACCAUUCUUGCCCAGAGGAUUAGGGGAGUCAUUGCUCACCAAGCUCGGAUCUUCCCCUAGUGUCCAAUUUCGUUUGCAGAUAAUGCAGAUUCCCGGGUGCAGUGGGAGCCCUUUCCUGGCAUCAUUCCUGUUGCUCCCAGCGUUGGCUGGAAAGCACCAAUACUCCUCUGCCUUAAGAAACAGUGCCCAACACUGAACUUCCCCUCCACCAAGGACUUGAGUAAGUGGAAAACAAAACAAAACACAAGCUGCAAUGUUUGUUUCUAAAUAUUUUUGUAUUGUGUACAUUCUGUAUAUUUUUGUUGUAACAUAUUAUUUGAGCACAGAUUCCAUUAAAGAUUUUUUUUUUUAAGCC
Molecule: messenger RNA, 4990 nt
Organism: Diceros bicornis minor
Lineage: Eukaryota; Metazoa; Chordata; Mammalia; Perissodactyla; Rhinocerotidae
Gene: RHBDL3
Product: rhomboid like 3
Exons: 9
Coding region: 284-1498 (404 amino acids)
Cellular component (GO): membrane
Molecular function (GO): serine-type endopeptidase activity; calcium ion binding
Source: RefSeq, a predicted model, not a curated record